Heterocephalus glaber (naked mole-rat) is the source of this 6015-nucleotide messenger RNA. It is a transcript of the gene Ppp1r16b, whose product is annotated as protein phosphatase 1 regulatory subunit 16B. Gene Ontology annotation, molecular function: enzyme inhibitor activity; myosin phosphatase regulator activity; protein binding. The record is from RefSeq and is a predicted model, not a curated record. NCBI's taxonomy places the organism in Eukaryota, Metazoa, Chordata, Mammalia, Rodentia, Bathyergidae. Gene Ontology annotation, biological process: establishment of endothelial barrier; regulation of sprouting angiogenesis. Gene Ontology annotation, cellular component: cytoplasm.
UCCGCACGAGCUGCUGCGGCUUGGGGUCCUACGAACAGAGCCAGGGCCGGGAGCCGCCCGGGGCAGGGCUCGGGAGAGCGGCCCCACCAUGAGGCCCCAGCCCCUCUGGAGCUCGCGCGCCCCCCUGGCCCCGGGUGCACCGUGCUAGCCCCACCAGGGUGUGGGGACGCGCGGCGGCCAUGGCCAGCCACGUGGACCUGCUGACCGAGCUGCAGCUGCUGGAGAAGGUGCCCACGUUGGAGCGGUUGCGCGCCGCCCAGAAGCGCCGGGCCCAGCAGCUGAAGAAGUGGGCGCAGUACGAGCAGGACCUGCAGCACCCCAAGCGCAAGCAUGAGCGGAAGCGCAGCGCGGGUGGCCGCCGUAAGAAGGUGUCCUUCGAGGCCAGCGUGGCCCUGCUGGAGGCGUCGCUGCGCAACGACACCGAGGAAGUGCGCUACUUCCUGAAGAAUAAGGUCAGUCCUGAUUUGUGCAACGAGGAUGGACUCACAGCCCUGCACCAGUGUUGCAUUGACAACUUUGAGGAAAUCGUCAAGCUGCUUCUCUCCCACGGUGCAAAUGUGAACGCCAAGGACAAUGAGCUGUGGACGCCCCUGCAUGCUGCAGCCACCUGUGGCCACAUCAACCUGGUGAAGAUCCUCGUUCAGUAUGGGGCUGACUUGCUUGCUGUCAACUCUGAUGGGAACAUGCCAUAUGACCUCUGCGAGGAUGAACCCACCCUGGAUGUCAUCGAGACCUGCAUGGCGUACCAGGGCAUCACCCAAGAGAAAAUCAACGAGAUGCGGGCUGCUCCCGAGCAGCAGAUGAUCACAGACAUCCACUGUAUGAUUGCAGCGGGCCAGGAUCUUGACUGGAUAGAUGCGCAGGGUGCCACACUGCUGCACAUAGCUGGAGCCAAUGGAUACCUGCGGGCAGCUGAGCUCCUCCUGGACCAUGGAGUGCGUGUGGAUGUGAAGGACUGGGAUGGCUGGGAGCCCCUGCACGCUGCUGCCUUCUGGGGACAGAUGCAGAUGGCAGAGUUGCUGGUGUCCCAUGGAGCUAGUCUCAGUGCUAGGACAUCCAUGGAUGAGAUGCCAAUAGACCUGUGUGAGGAGGAGGAGUUCAAGGUCCUGCUGCUGGAGCUCAAACACAAGCAUGAUGUGAUCAUGAAGUCACAGCUGAGGCACAAGUCAUCCCUGAGCCGGAGGACAUCCAGUGCAGGCAGCCGUGGGAAGGUGGUACGUCGAGCCAGCCUAUCGGACAGGACCAACCUGUACCGGAAGGAGUAUGAGGGAGAGGCCAUACUGUGGCAGCAGCGGAGUUCAACUGAGGACCAGCGCACUGCGACCUACAAUGGGGACAUCAGGGAAACCAGGACAGACCAAGAGAAUAAGGACCCAAACCCCAGGCUGGAGAAGCCCGUGCUGCUCUCAGAGUUUUCUACCAAGAUCUCACGGGGUGAACUGGAUGGGCCCAUUGAGAAUGGCCUCCGGGCUCCGGUCAGCGCCUACCAGUAUGCACUGUCCAACGGGGAUGUCUGGAAGGUGCACGAGGUGCCUGACUACAGCAUGGCCUACAGCAGCCCUGGCAUGGCUGAGACCACCCAGCCCUGGAGCGGCUUCAAGGAGCAGAGCCCCCAAACGCUGCUGGAGCUGAAGCGGCAGCGGGCUGCAGCCAAGCUGCUCAGCCACCCCUUUCUGAGCACUCACCUGGGCAGCAGCAUGGCCAGGUCAGGGGAGAGCAGCAGUGAAGGCAAGGCACCCUUGAUUGGAGGCAGAACUUCACCCUACAGCAGCAAUGGGACCUCGGUGUAUUACACGGUCACCAGUGGGGAUCCCCCACUCUUAAAGUUCAAGGCCCCCAUAGAGGAGAUGGAGGAGAAAGUCCAUGGCUGCUGCCGCAUCUCCUAGUCUCCUCAUAUGGAGGAGAAAGAUGCCUCGGGAAGGGGUCCCUGGAAUCCAGGCCAGCCCAAUAGCCCUGGCUGGGGAGGCAUCAGAGGGAAGCUGGGAAGAGGUGGGCUCUCCUUUCCAGAGGAAUGCUGACCCCACCUCCUGCCCAGCUGUCCAUAGCAGCCCCAUCCCCUUGGUUCUGCUUCCUGCUGCAUUGUCUGCCAUUGGAAACCUAGUGGCCCUCUCUCAUUCCGCUGACCGAUUGGGGGAGGGCAGGCUUAGGAUUCCAGUUCUGUUUUGGUAAAGGCUUCUUGGGACCAGUACUUCCAUGUCACACACACACACACACACACACACACACACAGAGUCAUUGCACACAUGUAGGGAUGACACAUACUGGGCUUGUGGGAAGCAGGUAGGAUGAAAAUGUGUGGGCUGUUCCCAAAGGGAUUGAGGUGAACAAAUCUCAGGGCCACUGCCAUGUGGCUUAAACAAGGAGGGCCCCUGCUCAGUUGAGACCCACAGUCCUGCUUAGAGUCACACCAGAGCCUGGGCCACCAUCCACAUCUGGCAGGGACAGGAGGUCCUCUCUGUGUUUGAAGGAGCCAGAAAUCCCUGUGAGUUAGAUUCGACAUGCACAGGCCUAGCCUUGCAGCUUUGCUGACAGCUGCCUUCCUGCCCCAGGAUCUGUGUAAAACCACCCAGGGGGCAGAAAAUACAGAGGUAGGGGAGGGCUGCAGCAAAGUCAGUGUUUCCCAAACUUCUUUUGAUAAAACCAUUCUUUUAGGUUGCAGACUCCAGGUGGGAGGAAACUAAGUUUGCCUUCUCCCCUAAUGGUAUCACAUCAGGUUCUACUGGGUGGUGUUGGAAAAAUGAAACUCAGGGAGGAGCUUCUGCUGGAGGCUUUUUCAGGGAGAAGAGGAAGUUCACAUCCGAGUACAUCACUGGUUAGCAGUGUCACCGCCCAGUGCCCUGGCCAGUCUUUGCAAUAUGCAGGCUAUUUCGGUCCAGUGCAUCUCAGCCACCCCUCCUUAGACUGCCAUCUUAGUGAGUAGUUGGGGCCACCUGCGCCCCACCUCUCCCACCUCCUGCAUCUCUUGUCGGUCAUGUGUGCAGAGUGAAUGCUCAGAAUCCUAGCCCAGCUUUGCCUUUUCUGGAAUAUUUGUGGAGACAAGCUUGCCAGUUGGCCCUCAUGAGUUCCUGCCUGGCCCCAGGGCUCCCAGCCUGGUGUUUUGAUGCCCCAAGGCUGCAGAUUCAAAGUGCCCAUGGCCAGCACCCUAUACUGUGUCAAGGAGAGCAAUGGUAGGGCUGAAGAUGGGUCUCACCCCAGCCCUUCAGUUCUGUAGCCCCAGUCUCCUUGAUGCUGGAGAGGGCAGAUUCCUGCCACCUCACUGUUUUAUUUUUUCAUGAGCUCCUUUGAAAUUGUUCAUGCAGUGGGCGCUGUCCACAGGCUCAGCCAAAAUCUUUUAGCUGCAGGUUUGUUCCCUGCUCUGUGCGCCUUUAAUUUGUUCUAAAACUACCUCCUUAGAGUUCUGAAGGGCCUUUUAGGUCCAGAUUCUGAGGUGGGGAACAGAUCUGGGUGCCCGUUAACCUGCAUCUUUCUGAGCCUAUGAAAAAUUCUCCCUGAAUGGCACCUGGACUAGGGCGAGCUGGGGCUGGAGGAGUCCCACUUGUGCCACAGCCCUAGAGGGUCUGCCGUUUGUCAGCCUCAGUCCCCUACUGUGGCCUUCUAUGUCUCCCAUAUUCCAGAGGAAGCAGAACCUCAAGAGGCCUGGCUGAUGCUUUGCCAGGAGUAGGGCUAGGCCAGAGAAUACCAGUGGCGGCUGCUGGGCUCACAGAGGGUCUCCCAGCACCAGGCCACACCCACCCUAACUCCAGGGUAGCUACAGUAGAGAGGCAGCUCAGGAGACUGAAGACAGGUGUACAUAGCACCUGUGGCAUCCCUGGGGCCUGGGGUGGGUGCUCCAUCAUCUCAGCCUAUGGCUGAAACAGUAGAUGCUCUAAAACACAUAGGAUUGGCUUUAAAAGUCUUCAGCCCUGACUGGUGCUGAAAUGCCUCAGCAGCUGACUUCAUCUACAAGGUGGGAAGCGCUGAGGGCAGCCACAUGCUCUCAAGAAACAGUGGUGCAGGGUCUCUCUAGUCCUUUUGCUCAGGGACCAGAAAUAAGGCAGGCCUCCAGACCACUCCUUCUUUCCCCUUCUUUCUGCCUCCUGGGCCUUUACUCCCCACCCAUAAAGCUGAGAAUCCCAGCUGACACCUCCACCCCAGGAAAUGGCCUCAGAGGUGACUCCCAGGAUUUUUAGCUUGUGAUUUCCAUCAGGGAUAAGUGUUCCCUGGUAGGGUUUCAGGUCCCGGGGGAGUCUUCCCCGUGGGUCUCCUGAGUAUUGAGGGGCAAGUUGGGGAACCUCCAAUGAAUGAGCCAGAGUCAUCUAUUUAUUCACUCAUAACUUACUGAGUAACUGCGACAUACCAAGUGCUAUAUUAGGUUCUAUAGAUGAAGGAGAAAUAGGACACAGUGAGGACUGGUCUUUCUAGUUUUUAUUCCUUGAGGACCAUGGGCAUCAGCAGUCCAGCCUAGUUCACCUGAGCAGAGCACUAUUUCAGUUCUUGUAAUCCUUAGAGUGUGAAUCCCUUUGUUUGGGAAACAGCUUCAUGACCACCCAUGGAUAACAUUUGCCAUGAAAUGCAGAUGUUGGAUCUUGGGCUCCAGGCAGACACCAUCCCAGGUCCAUCUGGAACCUUUAAGGAUAGCUGCCCUCAGGCCAGUUAUCUCUGGGGGAUAUUAUAAUAGCAAUCUGAGGUCAGUGCAUAGAAGAAUAAGGAGUCUGCCAUUUGCUGCCAAGUGCAUCUCUAGUUCUUAAAGUUGUUGUCUUUGCUCAUUUUUGGUCAUUUAUCACAUAGUCCUCCCCCCUCGCCCCAUGCACAUCAGGGGAUACUAGGGGAGAAAGCAGCUGCUCCUUUUAACAUUAAGCCUUUCCCCAUGAGCUAGCCUCUCUCCUUGGUAGGUGUGGAUUAAGAAGUUGGGAGAAGCCUGGAAAGGUCAAUCAGAUGCCCAGCUCUUGCCGAGCCCUAGCCUGGUGGUAAUUCCUGACAGACUGAUGGAGGUCACUUCCAAAGCAGGGGCCAUAACGCUCAGUAUAAGAUCUGGCCCUUGCUCCCACCUUAUGCCUCAAAUAAUUGAAAAUUGGUGGCUAUCAUGAGAUUGUGAGUUUCUGGCCAGUAGCUCAGGGAAUCUGAAUGAACCCUAGGCCCAGGUCAACUGAAAACUUUAGAAUAUAACUCUCCAUCAGAUAUGCAGCAUUCAUAAAACUACUUUGCACUGUUUGAUCAAUUUCAAUUGAUCUAUUUCCAAGAGGCUUCAAAAAGUUAAUCAGGGUGUGGCCCCUGUCUUGGUCCACCAGUUUGCUGGCUUUGUAGUAAUAUGAGACUCUUAGUUCUUGAUGUCAGGCAUUGAUCCUGGGCUCUCUCCCAGCUGCUUUCCCAGAGCAGGACACAGUGAUACUUUCCAAAAAGGGGCUCCUUAUAAGAUGCCCAGAAGGACGGUAUGUAACCCUUGUUAUUUGUAGGCUGGGACAGCUUCCCCUCCCCCAGCACACAGAAGAGCAAAGGGUCACAUAGUCAGUAGGCAGCUCCACAGAAGUGAUUCCCUUUGCCAGAACCUAUAGCUCUCUCCUCCCCAGGAGUCUCUAUGGCCAGAGGGUUUCUUACCAUAGGCAUUGCAAGUGCCACCAUGCGGGGCCUGGCUCUGCACACCUAGGAAAGUCUGCAGACCCCCAGUCCCCCCGCAAUAAUUCACCAGACCAGAAGCCACUGAUGUACAGAGAACACUUAAGAAAAAUGUAUUUUAUGUGAAAAAAAAGUUAAACUCUGUAUACUGUAUCAGCAGCUUUGUGUAAAAAUGGCAAUCAAGAGAGUCUAAUAUAUUUAAAACUUUUUUUUAAAAAUCCUCAUGGAUCUUUGAUAUUGUAUUGAAGUAACUUCCAGGUAGCUCCUUGCCAUGCGGCAGUGGUGGGCCUCAUGUCCAAGAUAGGCUUUGGCCACAUCCCAAAGGGGCACAUGCCCCUGAAGUUGCUUCCAGCUGCCAAGGCCUGUGAUGGAAUUCGCUGUUAAGAGUUUUUAAUUAAAAUUAUUAAAUUCCUUUUAAUAACA